UGAAAGGGCGAUGCGCGGAGCAAAAAGGCUUGGCAGGUCGUUCGUUCGUUAUAUACGCUUUCCCCGCUCUCUCCGCACCUAUCCCAUAUCCUCUCUGCCCACACUGCCUGCUUCGAGUUCGACCAACCUACCACACUGUACACUGGACACCAUAGCUCAGCAGAGCACAGCUCGGGGAGUAUAGGCGUAGAGCCUGAGAGGAUAGAGCACCGUCUGCAGCUCUAGCCAGCAGAUCGAGCCGCGCAAGGGGAAUGGCGGCCGUGGUGGCGGCAGUGGAGGCGGGGGUGGUGGCGGUGGCGAGCGGGCGGAGCAGCAAGCUGGUGCGGGGCCUGUACUGGCGCCUGCGCGCGGCGGUCCGGCGUCUGCAGUCGGAGCGGCGCAGGUGGCGCGGCGGCGGCGCCAGGCGGGAGCGCUUCAGCAGCUUCCACUACGACGCGCUCAGCUACGCGCUCAACUUCGACGACGGCCGCCCCGCCGCCGACUUGGUCCUAGUAUAGUAUGAUGCACAUCGCGCUCGCUAGCUAGGUGGUGCUCGAUUAGGUGGUUGCUGGUUCGUGUGGGGAAUCUUAUUGUAGUUAUUAGUGAUCGGCGUUCUGUGUGCUUCUUUAAUGCUUUAAUUAGGAGCUGCAAUUUUUUUUUGGAAGAAAAGAGCCCCCUGUAGCUGUAGUGGCUCUGUGCGCUUCCAUGCUCUCUCUUGCUAAUGUAGACACCACGAUCUGCAGGGUUGAGAUUCUUCUUC
This is a messenger RNA of Lolium perenne, 739 nucleotides long. RefSeq lists its product as uncharacterized. The record is from RefSeq and is a predicted model, not a curated record. Lineage: Eukaryota; Viridiplantae; Streptophyta; Magnoliopsida; Poales; Poaceae.